AUGGCCUGUUGUCAGGUUAACUGCAAGCUUAUAUUGCGCCCUGCUGUCCAAUGGUUCUUCACCAUCCUGGUGAUAACCAUAUGCUCCCAUGCCAAACCAUGCACAUGUUCCAGCAGCUCCAACCAUGUCCGGAACACUAGCUACACCUGGAACACUAGUUUCCAGCAAAUGAAUCAGGGCCUCUUAUUCCUCCUCGACAACGAGUCGGUCAUCUUGCAGCAAGGCAGCCUCGGCUACUACAUGCAGGAGAACACUCAUCCUGGGUUCAGCUUGACCGACUCCGGCUGGUUCCUCAUCCCUAAAUGGUUUGAUCCAUGGAAGAUGAGCCAUGGUGAUGAUCAUAGGGUCGACUUGAAUGAGACCAUAUCCUUCAGCAUCGUCUUCACCCUGAGCGCAGUAAGCACCAUCGACCCGUUUUUGUUUGACAUCCUUCCCACACUUGAACCACCUGAUGACAGAGGGACUGCUCAUCCACCCCCUACCAGGAGGAAUUUUUUCCAGAAUUUCACCGAUACAUUGAACAUCACAUCUCAAUCUGGAAAAGGUAUCCGGGUUACAGCCACCUUUAGCUCUAGUAUAUCGACAUAUAGCAUGCGCAUCAAUUACGAUCGUAGUGCGCGCAACCUCUCUGUCUACCUAGUGCGUGAUGCAGAUGUAGGGACAACAGCCGCCACCACACAGCUCAAUGCCACAGACACCCUGACUCCAGAUGCCUUACUCUUCGCCAUUACAUCCUCGAUGGGGCAGCUCUUGGAACUCCACAACUGGAACUUCACCAUCAAGGUCCAGGUGACUGAACAGUCAAGAGGGCCAAAUAUUGCCACCAUAGUGUCUUCGGUCUUCGGAUCAGCAGCUGCCACGGCCACCAUUGCUGCUGCUGUCUACUUCUACUUGAACUCAAAGUACAGGAGGUGGAAGAAAGACCUUGACAAGCUCACCAAGACCAUGCAGAGCCUCCCCGGUGUGCCUAUGCAGGUCGACUUCGCUGACAUCAAGAAGGCCACCAACAGCUUCCACGAGACCAUGAGGCUGGGGCAAGAGGGCAACCUACUUGCCGCUGUUGAUGCUGUGCUCACCACCUCCGCUGAAUUCGAUGCCGAUGAGGCCAUACGACUACUCCAGCUUGGCAUGGCGUGCAGCAGCUCAAACCCAUCCGACCGGCCAAGCAUGGUGGAUGCGGUGCAGAUCAUCAGCAAGUCAGUACCGCCACCGGACAUCCCUCUUUUGAAGCCACCGCUCGUGUGGCCACCAGGAGGGUGGGAGUCAUCGUCAUCGACCUCUGAUUCUAGCAUGUCGACUAGUAACUUCAACACAACCUCGACAUUCAUGGUUGAGAUGACGGCGAGCAGCAGGGAACACAUCUCUUCCGAACAAGAACGCGGCAGAUUCACCAGUUAUCCCAGAAGGAAGAAGAUCUUCGCCGGUGGCCGUCUCCGUUUAUCACUCUGA
Molecule: messenger RNA, 1449 nt
Organism: Miscanthus lutarioriparius
Lineage: Eukaryota; Viridiplantae; Streptophyta; Magnoliopsida; Poales; Poaceae
Source: the annotation of a GenBank genome assembly